Messenger RNA from Mytilinidion resinicola, 1494 nucleotides. RefSeq lists its product as uncharacterized. Bases 1 to 1494 code for a protein of 497 amino acids. The record is from RefSeq and is a predicted model, not a curated record. NCBI's taxonomy places the organism in Eukaryota, Fungi, Ascomycota, Dothideomycetes, Mytilinidiales, Mytilinidiaceae. The transcript has 4 exons.
AUGGCAGCCGCCUGUCCGUCAUCAAGCUUGCACUUUGUCGUAUCCACCGAUUUAGCGAAGCCCAAUCCAGAGCUUCGCAAGCUGAUUCGAAGUCACGUAAUGCUGGGGAAAAAUAAGGGAAACCAAAUACCCCCCCGUAAGAAAAAGGGACAGAGUGAAGUCCAAGAUGCUUCACCAUCAAGCCCCAAGUGCACAUAUGCAGACGCCUCCGGCCCCAACGGGCAUCUCCUCGCACCUUUAGCUUCUACCACCGCAGCAUAUGAGAUUCAAACCCAUUCUCCAAUCAUGAUUCCGCGCAACUUCGGUUCAACCAUGUCUACGAUUCGUUUUCCCGACGCUGUGGAGCCUAGUGCAGUCGAAGUGGUUCUGCAGUUCUCUUCCAUCGCUAAGAAGAUUUUGUUCCCUCUGGAGGCAUGCAUGUUUUUCGAGAAAAGGGCGGAAGGAUGGAUAGCGCCUCUUACGUUCGAUUCCGCCUUCCUCCACGCGAUGAUUUUCACUUCACAGCACUACUUCGAUGCUAUAGUUCCCCGGAGGUCCCUUCCUCCCAACGACAGAAUAUUUCCUCAUCUAUUGAAGACACUCAGAAUUCUCCGCGAGAGAUUUGCGCAGGAUGACGAUCAAGCAAGACUUUCUUUCACGACAUUGGCUGCUGUCAUGAGUAUUGCUGGUCAUGCACUCGUCACAGGCGACACCAAGGCCGCCAAAAACCACAUUGAAGGCCUCCACAAAAUUGUCACCCUGAGAGGGGGGGUGACUACGUUUAGGCCAAACGCAAAACUUCUGGUGGAAAUACUUAGAACUGAUCUGGGAAUGGCACUUUGUAGCGACUCAAGGCCGGUGUUCUUCGGCCCCGGGGAGCCCUUCUUACCGUACCCAGACCUCACUCUACUCCUCGAACUGGACGCUCCUUCCAACUCAGUCCUAACCUUCGACAAUAUACACGGCGAGCUAGCUCAAGCCUGGGGAGUCAUGUGGGAUUUUUGCUGCGUGAUUAACUUCGCCGUAAAUACCGAUCAGCGUAUUUCCACAGAAACCUUCCUAGAAACCAUGGCUUCAGUUAUGUAUCGCCUCCUCAACAUGCGUUUCAACUUCGGCUCCAGUGACUAUGCAGUCCGCCUUGGCCUCCUCGCCUUUUCUUCCAAAGUCCUCCUUCAAUGGAAUCAUCUAGGCUUGUCUUAUUCUCACCUAGCUUCUGCCUUUAGAAGCUGCCUGGCGGAUCUAACCUGCUCGCCGCAGCUCAUGGUGUGGCUUCUGAUGGUGGGGGCCGUGUCGGUAUUUGAUGCCAACGAUGACAUGUGGCUGAAGCCUUCCCUACUGCAUAGCCUCAGGUUGUGUGAAAUCGAAUCAUGGACCCAGAUGCAGGAUCUAUUGAAGUCAUUCAUGUGGAUUGAACUAGUAUAUGACAAGCUUGGGAAGGCUAUGUUUGACUCCAUCGUCGGAUCUAAUAACCCGACGAUUUAUGAACGGAUUGAGCCGUAUACGACCAUCCCCUAG